AUGAAUAAAGGUGAAACUAGUGAAAUUAUUGAUGAAAAGAAAUCAACCAAUUUAAAUGGAAAUGAAGAAGAAGAGGAACAACAGCAACAACAAGAAAAAAAGGUUAGGUUAAAUAAAGCUAAUUUAAAGAAGAGUAAAAAGCCAAAGAAGCCAAAAAGAGUUCAAUUACCAAUCGACUAUAAACUUUGGCACACAGAAUGGCCAAUUGAAGUUUAUAAACAUCCAGUCAAUGGACGUUAUUUAGUAGCCACCAAGGAUAUAGAAGAGCAAACUGUAAUUUUAAGAGAUCUCCCAUAUACAUGGGCUGUAGAUCAUGCAGCAUGUGAUAUCGUAUGUCAACAUUGUUUUUUAGAAGUCCCAUUAAAUCAACAGAUUUUACCAACAGAUUUUUAUAUGUGCGAAGGAUGUAACCGUGUAGGAUAUUGUUCAAUUCAUUGUAAAUAUAUAGAUUACAACCAACAUCGUUUCGAAUGUCAAAUCUUUAAAGAAUUAGAUACCGAAGAAUACUCUCCAUUCCUUUUAUCAGAAAUCAAACUUUUAGUUAGAACUCUCUCAAGAAAAUGGCUUGAAGAAUCAAUAAACUCUUCUGCUGGUGUUGAUGAAUCUGAAAUUUCAAAAAUAAAUACAUACAAUCAAUAUAAAAAUCCCUCAUCGUUAAUACCUCAAGAUAAUGGUUUAAGAUAUAAUGACUAUGCUGAUUUGGUUUCAAAUGUAGAAAAUUAUAAUGAAUCACUUAAAGAAAGUCUUUCUUAUUGGAUUUGUAAAUAUAUUGUUAAAUUAGCUGCUAAAAUUGAUAAAGAAGAAGACGAAGAUGAAUUAUUAAAUAUUUUAUUAAGAAAUAGAUGUAAUGCAUUUUAUAUACAAGGAAGACCAAGAGAUGGUACCUCAGGUGAAUCAAGAGGUUGCGGUGUUUAUGUUAGAAAUUCAUUUUUCAAUCACUCUUGUGAUCCAAAUGUAAAUUAUUGGGUUGUUAAUAAUACUUUAGAGGUUGAAUGUACUUUAUUAAAGAAUGUUAAAGAAGGCGAAGAAUUAACCAUCUCCUAUAUCGAUACCUCUGCACCACUUAAUAAGAGAAGAGAAAAACUUUUAGAAGGUUAUUUAUUCACUUGUUUAUGUACCAAAUGUAAGGCUGAUGAACUAUUACCAUUAGAUCAAACCGGAACCAAAGAUGAUGACGAAUCCGACUCAAAUAUAAAUACAAACAAUAUUGAUAUUGAAUUAAAAGAAGAAGGUGUUCACGAAAUUUCCGAUAAGGAUGAAGAAUUAGAAGAUCUUGUUGAAGAAUAA
Molecule: messenger RNA, 1287 nt
Organism: Dictyostelium purpureum
Lineage: Eukaryota; Evosea; Eumycetozoa; Dictyosteliales; Dictyosteliaceae
Exons: 3
Coding region: 1-1287 (428 amino acids)
Cellular component (GO): nucleus
Molecular function (GO): protein binding
Source: RefSeq, a predicted model, not a curated record